GAUAUUCGAAUCUUCGUCUCGACGGUAUGGAUCGGCCGUCUCGUCGUCGUCGUCGUCGUGUUCGUCACGAUAAAAGACAAUAACAAUUGAAAUUGAUAACGGACAAAGGUGUGUAAUCACUUUAAUCAGACAGGGCCGAUGGCGAAAAAGACAACAGUCAACAAUAAUAUUAUACAGUGAUAUAGAGUUGUUGUACACACAAACGAGUAACGACGGCCAACGUAAACACAAAUCGCGAUGAUGAUGAUCUCUCGCGGCGGAGUGACGUUUGCUGGCCGAUCAGAAUAAUUCGCGGCGGAGUGACGUUUGCUGGGCCGAUCAGAAUAAUUCGCGGGGAGUGACGUUUGCUGGCCGAUCAGAAUAAUUCGCGGUAUUCAGUGUGCACAGUUUGCAUCCGUUCUUUUCGCGCACCCCGGAAGUGCGGAAAUGCGUUUGAAAUGGAAGCCUACUAUAUGUGGGAGCGGGUCCAUCUAACCGAGGACAUGAGUCGGUCGUGCAGCUCCUGCGACUGUGUCACGUAUUCGUAUUUUUUGAUAUCAGUCUUCCUGUUCACAUUGGGCUCCAUCAUAUCGGUGUUCUCGUUCGGGGCGUUCGACGACACUGUAUUCGCCAACCUGGGCCACAUGUGGAUGGUUGGACCGCUGUGCAUCUGUUCGGCCGUCAUGAUCGGCAUCAGGAACGUACUGUAUUUGCGGAGGCGCCGCGUCAUCGACAUGGUCAUCCGCCAACAGAUAGAGGACAUACGAUCUCAACAGGGGCAGUUGGCGGACGCUCAACAACAGUAUUCGUUGCCGAUACGCACGGUUAGCGAACUUACCUUGCCCCCGUCUUACGAACAGUUGAUUGGCAGCCACAGCGAAGAGGGAAGUGACCUACCACCACCGUCAUACGAAGAAGCUAUUGUCAGCAUGUCCAAGGAAACAACCAAAAGUGACAACAUUAUUGUCCUUAAUUAUUCUGUUAAAUAGUUUAGUGAGCUUGACUUAAUUGCGGGGUGGCGUUUGAUGGAAAUAAUUACAUCAUCAACUAGAAUUUUA
Metopolophium dirhodum (rose-grain aphid) is the source of this 1037-nucleotide messenger RNA. RefSeq lists its product as uncharacterized. Bases 438 to 968 code for a protein of 176 amino acids. Lineage: Eukaryota; Metazoa; Arthropoda; Insecta; Hemiptera; Aphididae. The record is from RefSeq and is a predicted model, not a curated record. The transcript is spliced from 2 exons.